CAGUUGGCCGUUGUCCGCUGAUUCUUCGUAGGUCAACUUUCUUCCGUCUCAGUCAAAAUGGGCGUCGACAACUUGAGCGCCGUGCUUCACGGCAAGGGAGACCUCAGACUGGAGCAAACUCCCAUCGAAGAGCCUCAAGACGACGAUGUUCAACUCCGAAUUGGCUCGGUGGGCAUCUGUGGAACCGAUCUCCAUUAUUUCCUUGACGGUCGCACGGGCCGCUUCAUCGUUCACUCGCCCAUCGUCCUCGGACACGAGACCAGUGGCACGGUGUCGAAGGUUGGCAGAGCAGUGACCCACCUGAAAGUUGGUGAUCGAGUCGCCGUCGAGCCGAACCUCACGUGUCAUACCUGCGAAUUCUGCAAACGAGGCUCCUACAAUUUGUGCCCGCGAGUCGACUUAACGGAAGUCACUCCGUACAGGGGUCACUUGAGGCGUUACGCGAUCAUGAAAGCGGACCUCGUGUUCAAGGUCCCAGAUAGCCUGUCCAUGGAUGAGGCUGCUCUGGUAGAACCUUUCGCCGUGGCAGUGCACGCUUGUAGGAAAGGGCGCGUAGCCCCUGGUCAGAAGGUCCUCGUAUGCGGUGCUGGACCCAUCGGUCUUUUGUGCAUGACCGCAGCCAGAGCCUACGGUGUUGACUCCAUCGUUCAAACUGACAUCGUCGAUGCGAAAUUGAAAGUCGCUACGGCAAUGGGUGUCAACUACACAAUGAACACCCGCGGUAUGAGCCCGGAAGCGAUCGCCGAGAAAGUCCAAGAAAUCCUCGGCGGCCCUCCGGAGAUAACCUUCGAAUGCACUGGUCAGGAGACCUGCCUGCAAACUGCUGUUUACGCAACCAAACCUGGGGGAACUAUCCUGGUCGUCGGUAUGGGCCCUCAACUCAGCAAGGUCCCGAUCAUGGAAGCCGUCGUGAAAGAGAUUGUGAUCCAAGGCAUUUUCUGCUACGCGAACUGCUAUCCGACUGCGAUUUCCCUGCUUGGUUCCGGCCGCAUCGACUUGAAACCAAUGAUCACUCAUCGUUACCCAUUGGAGAAAGUGAAAGACGCGUUCGAUCAUGCAAUAAGCGGGCGUGACGGUGCCGUGAAAAUCGUGUUGAACUGCUAGAUCGCUGGAUUACUGGUCCCCAAUCGCCUCUCCGAUGUUAUCAAUAAAAGCAGGGAGUCCCGCCUA
Galendromus occidentalis (western predatory mite) is the source of this 1170-nucleotide messenger RNA. Its product is annotated as sorbitol dehydrogenase. Lineage: Eukaryota; Metazoa; Arthropoda; Arachnida; Mesostigmata; Phytoseiidae. The record is from RefSeq and is a predicted model, not a curated record. Gene Ontology annotation, molecular function: zinc ion binding; L-iditol 2-dehydrogenase (NAD+) activity. The transcript has 8 exons. Bases 58 to 1104 code for a protein of 348 amino acids. Gene Ontology annotation, biological process: D-sorbitol catabolic process.